Messenger RNA from Anopheles arabiensis, 5308 nucleotides. RefSeq names its product abhydrolase domain-containing protein 2 (gene Hydr2). Gene Ontology annotation, biological process: medium-chain fatty acid catabolic process; sperm capacitation; medium-chain fatty acid biosynthetic process. The record is from RefSeq and is a predicted model, not a curated record. Bases 1511 to 2731 code for a protein of 406 amino acids. NCBI's taxonomy places the organism in Eukaryota, Metazoa, Arthropoda, Insecta, Diptera, Culicidae. Gene Ontology annotation, molecular function: monoacylglycerol lipase activity; acetylesterase activity. The transcript has 6 exons. Gene Ontology annotation, cellular component: sperm plasma membrane; sperm flagellum.
UGUCAACUGUGUCAAACUUUGCCCAUUGGGCAGUGCGGUUCACACAGCUAGCCGAGAAGGUUCCGCUGGAUAAUGUUUACUGUUUAAUUUUCCCUGCACGCGCAACGAGACGGGUUCACGGCGAAUCGGCCAAUCGGCACGCCGUGUUGCGAAGGAACAAGCAUUUCCUAUCGCUGGACAAACCAGCUGGCUCAGUCUGCUUGUGAGUGUGUGUUUGGGGCCGGAAACCCCUUCGUUUGAGUAAUUAAAACAUUGAAAAAAGGAAGUUCUGAAGCGUCAUAUAAAACCUCUUAAUUGACAGCAAUGUGCUUGUGCCAUCCACCAUCUGUCAACUGUGUCAAACUUUGCCCAUUGGGCAGUGCGGUUCACACAGCUAGCCGAGAAGGUUCCGCUGGAUAAUGUUUACUGUUUAAUUUUCCCUGCACGCGCAACGAGCAGUGUUGUUAAUUGUCGACAUUUUUUUAUGAUAUUCGCAGUAAGCGGGUGUCAAAAUCAUUUUUUUAUCAUGAUAUUCAUGGUUACCAUGACACGACUUUCCAAAAGCGACAAUCAUUUGUGCAUUAACAAUCAAUGCUUUUGCGAUGACAUGAUUGCAAAAAAUGUAGAAUGAAUGUCAUUUGACAUUUUUCAGUGAAAAUCCAGAACUGCUUAAUCGUGCAUUUACCGAUACUAAGCCAUUAGACCACUUGAUAUUUUCACUCAGUGAACCAGGAAAUGGUGUUCUCUUACAGGAGUAUAGAAAUUCACGCGAAAACACGAAAAAAGGACCCAUUUUCGAUGAAGAUCUAGUUCACUUGAGGUACGGCAAAAUCAAAAAGUCAAAUGAUUGUAGCAGAAAAAAUAUCAUCGUGUCAAAUGAAUUUUUUUUCCGUGAUUGUCGAAUGAAUGCGUGGAUCUAGACUGCGAUGCUUCAAAACGUAUCAUUUUGUAAAAUUUUAUGUCGACGACUAUCACCGUUCACAACACUGGCAACGAGACGGGUUCACGGCGAAUCGGCCAAUCGGCACGCCGUGUUGCGAAGGAACAAGCAUUUCCUAUCGCUGGACAAACCAGCUGGCUCAGUCUGCUUGUGAGUGUGUGUUUGUGGCCGGAAAACACAGCCGCACUGCGGAAUGCAAAGAAGUUGGGUUAAGGAUUAGGGGAGUUGUGUGUGUUUUUGUCUGUGCUGAAUUCGAAAAGUGAAGGUGGAAACCGUAAACCGUGCUCCGGCAAACGGUGUAAGGGCCAAGCGAAUCGUUAAUUGGAAGCCUUUAGUGAGUGUGUGCGGCACUAGGCAGUUCGUUCGUUCAACACACAUACACGAAACAGUGUGCACCGCCUGCUACAGUAAACGUGCAAAGGCUGUGAAUUUGUGAAUUGCAAGCGAAAAACGAGAAUUGUGUUGAGUGCUUGUGUGCGGGCAACCAGGUCGCUACUUGGCGCAGUCCUUCCUCUCCGUCCCCUGUCCCUGUGUGACAAAAAAUUGCGUGAAGUGUGAAUUCAAAAUUCCUCUAGCAGCAGCAGCAGCAGCAUGUCGCCCGCAUUCCUGGCGGUUAUCGCCGUCAUACUCUGCAUACUGUUCCGGAUACUGAACGUCAGCAGCACGCCACAGAUCCCCAGCAUCGUCUGCAAAGAUGGCCAGUUCAUGGAGUGCUUCAACAAGAUUGCCCCGAUGCUACGGGAACCGUACAUUCCCACCCGGUUGUGGGGUUUUAGCGGACACAUCCAGACAAUCAUUCACAGUAUCGUGGGGCGCGUCAAAUGUCCGUGGCCGCUGGGCGAACGGGUCUACCUAGCGCUGACGGACGGGUCCACGCUAACGUACGAUCUUUACCAGCCGCUAAUUACGACGGUUGAAGACGACAUUACCGUGGCCAUCUGUCCGGGCAUUGGCAACUCGUCCGAGUCGGUGUACAUCCGCACGUUCGUGCACUACGCCCAGUGCCACGGGUACCGGUGUGCGGUGCUGAAUCAUAUCGGCGUCCUCGACAGCGUGCAGGUGACAUCGAGCCGAAUCUUCACCUACGGCCACACGGACGAUUACUCGGCGAUGAUAAACAGCCUGCUGAAGAAGUACCCGACGACGAACAUCGUCUCGGUUGGCUUUUCGCUCGGCGGCAACCUCAUCUCCAAGUAUCUCGGCGAGGCGAAGCGGCCGGCCAACAUCAUCGGUGGCGUCUCGAUCUGCCAGGGCUACAAUGCGGUGGUUGCCACCCAGUGGCUGCUGAAGUGGCAAAACUUCCACCGGUUCUACCUGUACGUGCUGACGGAGAACGUGAAGAGCAUCAUCAUGAAGCACCGGCACGUACUGCUGUCGGACGACAUCAAGCAGCGGUAUCAGCUGAACGAGCGCGACAUUGCCGCGGCCGCCACGCUGCCCGAGCUGGACGAGGCGUACACGCGCCGGGUGCACCAGUUCCCGACGGUGAAGGACAUGUACAGCUGGAGCUCGUCGCUCAACUAUCUCGCCAACAUCCAGCGCCCGAUGGUGUUUGUGAACGCGCGGGACGAUCCGCUCGUGCCGGACAAUUUGCUCGAACCGGUCAAACAGUUUGCAUCUGCCCACAACCAAACGAUGUACGUCGAGCUGGCGAACGGUGGCCAUCUCGGCUUCUACGAGGGUGGGCUGGUCUACCCGAACCCGGUCACCUGGCUCGACCGGGCGGUCGUGUCACUGAUCGGCGGUAUCGUGAUGUCGCACAACGAUUUGCUGGUGGCGAAGCGGACGGCCUCCUCCUCGAUGGUGAUUUAAGAUUCGCUAGCACCAUUCCCUUCGUUCGGUGCCGGUGCCGGCGGCCCAGCCCAGCUGCUCGACUACGGUAGGGCCCGGUGGGGGCUGCUGUUUGCCGUCCUGCCCUCAGCUGCCCCCUCGGUGCGCGGUGUCACUGUGGCCGUGCUGAAGCUGCUCCUCUCGCUGUUCGUCUCGAAGCCGCGGGUCGAAUUUACAGCCGAUACACCGACGUAAAACCCGCGUACGAGCAAACAUCAGAGAGAACGGCUCUAAUGAGCGUCCACGGGGCCAACUGGUGCAUGCCGGGAUGGUAUACACGAAUGGGAAUGGUCGAACGAAUGGAUACAAAUUACCGCAAAAAUGGCUUCUGAAGCAAUAGGAAGCACAGAGCACAAAUUAUUAUACCUACUAAACCAACCAACCACCUUAAAGCAGCAUCAUAUCCCGCGUGGAGUGGUUGGGAAUGGAAUUGAGAGGGCGCUGCGUGUGUGUGGGUGUGUGUAUGCAUGAAUGCAUUAACUUCAACAAUACAAGCAGUAUAUCAAGCGCGCAUUAACGUUACAGCAGGAGGAAGGAACGCUCUUGUGUUCUGCUGGCGCUGGCACACGGGAUGCGCGCGAUACACCACGUCCCGGUUUUCGAAUAUAUAUACACUAUAUACUAUACUGCUCAUAUUUCCCCCUUUAACCCCGCCCUAGGGUAUAACUAGUUAAGAUAAGUAUCACUCCCCCCAUGUAUUCUCUGUCCAGUGUGUGCAUCGCUCUGUUUGUUUAAUUUUCUUGAUCCCCCUACAUCUUACACGUGCUUUUGUUUUUUUCUUUACCCGUCCAUCGUGGAUGUCAAUAUCGCGCUAAUGCUAAAAUAUCGCUAGAUGAAACACUGUGCACACGUGCACACUCCUCUACGUUUUAAUCGCGACAUACAGAUCGAUGCCUCCAAACGUGUGUCCUGCUGCGAGUAUUAACGCUAAAUAUGUUUUAACGCAAAAGUGCAGGGAAAGAGAGGCUCACUACUCUACGUGUGUGUGUGUAUGUGUGUUCUCGUAUUUAAUCGAUGUGUACUCCUCAUAAUUGAGCAACAUGGUAUGGGGUGGUGCAUACGCCAAGAGACACGGGACACGGGACGCGGGACGAUAUGAUGAUAAAUCAUGAACAAGUGUAACAACGUUUGCUUAAACGUUUUCGGAAUUCCGAAUCAAAAGUAAAAAAAACACCAACAUGUGUUUGUUGCGGUGUGUGUGUAUGUGUAUGCGUAUGUGCUGCACACGAGGAGCCGAGUGAGGGAGUGCCGCAUGGCUGGCGAUCCCAAUUUUUACUCUAGGAGGAUAGCUCGUAAAAUAAUAUAUUGUAUAUUGUGAUAGAUGUUAUUUAAAAAAACAAAAUUGCUGUUGCAACAUUCAGAAAGAGAAAGGGCAAAGUAAAGCGUCUCUAACCGCAAAAAAUACAAAGGAUAAACUAAAGUUAUCAAAAAUAAGGUCAGAUAAGGGGAAGAGAAAAAGCAGCCAAAAACGUGCUUGCCGGUGCCGGUAACGGUAACGUUGAGUGCGCGGCGCAUUUGCGUAGUCAGUUUUUGUGCUAUUGUUGCCUGUUGUGUAGGUAAUGGAGUUUUUUUGUUUUAACGUCCACAGUUUUAGGUCACCAAAUAGUGUGUAGGUCAGCGGCGCAAGAAGAUGCAAAUUUCGCUAGGAAUCGGGAACGGUUUCAUCAUCAUCACGCGUACUUAGGGUGUGUGUUUUUGGUGCAUUAUUGCGCAAGGUUUCUGCUUGUAGUCGAACCCCCCGCCGAAUAAGCUGAAGGUGAUAUGAUGGCAUGCUAAAUCACUGACUGAUUGCUUAGAGUUUGAGAAGAAGUGGUGGUGCGUGUGUGUUUGUAAUCCUCUUUAGGCAUGUUAUUCCUAAGAAUUGCUAGUUUCUCCUCAAGCGUACGUACUGCUCAAAAACUGCUUCUGAAUGAACGAAUUUCUCGAUUAAAUUAUUGAUUAGUUAGUUGCGACAAAAAGGGUGAAGCGAAGAUUGAAACAAUAACAAAAGGACAGAGUUCGGAACAACAAGGAACAUUCCAAACUACCCAAAACAAAUCGAAGAAAAAUAAUUAUCAUACGGAUUUUUACCCAGAUUUCAUCUCCAAACUGCCUUUUAUGGACGAGAGAAGAUAUCCCCUCGACGUUUAUAUCAACUCCUUCCGCGCUCUUGUGUGAGUUUUUCUGAGCUACUAUUGUGCUUACUUACGUAAAAAGUGUUUUACGCUGCACUUACCUUACGAUAGUAUACGGCGUAAAAAGCGGCCGUAAGCGAAAAGGUGUGAGAUGGUGUGUAUUUUCGUACAAUAAACAUAGGCAGACAGACGACUUGUUGAAAUGUUUGUUAUAGGCAAGGGAAAAUAGGCGCAAGGUGCGUGACAACAAAUACAGGACAAAAAUUAAACCGAAGAUCGAAGUUUUACCCCCCUAUUGGCUCUAGAGCGUGCGGUUGGACAUUUUGGAUCGAUAUAGCACUCGUGCCCGCGUGUUCCAGUGGGACAGUAAGAUCGGGGACGAAGCAAAAAAUGGUGGCAACAAAGCUGGAACUGCUCUUACUGAAUAAAAUAUUGAUUGUGUAAA